AUGGUGCACAUCUUUGAAUGCAUGGUCCAACACUACUGCCCAGUGGCCAUGUUCAUUGAGUGGAAACACCACACCAUGAACAUGCAAACCCAUGUCCAAGACUGUUGCAUUGUCUUUGAAACCAGUCUGCCCUACCUCAAGCUCUCCCUGGGGAGAUGUGCAGCCAUCCUGAAGGGUGUUGCAGCAGAGGUGGGUCUUGACAUGAAAUUGGGGGUCAUGGCAGGCAUCAAUGCUGCUAUUGAACCUGACACCAUCUUCUGUCUUGGUGGGUGGCACAACCCCAACAUGUUCUGGUGCCACUAUGUGACCAGAACAAUUCUGAACAUGUUUACUGACAUGCUCUUUGAUGUUGACAACCUCAGGUAA
Acanthamoeba castellanii str. Neff is the source of this 366-nucleotide messenger RNA. RefSeq lists its product as uncharacterized. Lineage: Eukaryota; Discosea; Longamoebia; Acanthamoebidae. The coding region runs from base 1 to 366 and encodes 121 amino acids. The record is from RefSeq and is a predicted model, not a curated record. The transcript is spliced from 2 exons.